Zychaea mexicana is the source of this 768-nucleotide messenger RNA. Its product is annotated as Gti1/Pac2 family-domain-containing protein. The transcript is spliced from 3 exons. Gene Ontology annotation, molecular function: DNA binding. The record is from RefSeq and is a predicted model, not a curated record. The coding region runs from base 1 to 768 and encodes 255 amino acids. Lineage: Eukaryota; Fungi; Mucoromycota; Mucoromycetes; Mucorales; Lichtheimiaceae.
AUGCCAACAAAUGAAACAUUUCACGGUUUUGUGGAAACCACCACAGACACCCUGCUAAUCUUUGAAGCAUGUCGUCGAGGCAUCUUUCCAAAAAUCAAUCGUCGUUUACAAGAAAGAGAACGAGGUGCAGUGCAGUCGGGCACUGUGUUUGUCUUUGACGAACGAGAAUCAGGCAUAAAACGUUGGACAGACGGGUUUGUUUGGAGCCCCUCCCGCAUCCUCGGCAACUUUCUGAUUUAUCGUGAACUUGACGGACGCGAUUCGACGACCGAUAAGCGACACGACAGAAUGGACUUAGGAGCAGAUGGCACGAGCACCACCGCCUCGGCGGUUGAUCGGAACCGCGAGCGUGCAUUGGUUGGAUCGCUAACAACGUCGUACAACUUUAAAAAAGGAGGACUAAUUAAGAAGACGAUGAGCAUUGUCGUAAACGGGUCACCACAGCACCUUAUCAGCUACUAUACUAAAGAAGAUGUAUUGAACAACCGACUACAAACGCCUUCUUCGAUUCCAGAACUUGCUUCACUUGAAAUAUCACCAGACUUGCUCUUGCGCCAAAGCUUCCGUAUCCCUCCUAUGGCCGAACAUACAGACAUGUUUGAUAAGAUGGAAUUUUCGCCACGGUCACUUGCCUUGUCUCCUUACCCCAUGCCUAGUAUGUGUUUUUCUGAAACCUUUUUCCUUCUAAUUAUAUCCUUUUUUAUGCAUUUCCAACAGCCGCAUUACCGAGUGUCACUUGCUACGACACUAGUGAUAUCUAACCGAUAA